GAAGACAAUGCGUGGUAAUCAAAGUUCAGAGGAAUUCAGUUUUAACCCUCCUCCGACUGGUUCUUCUGCCCUAUUCUGGGCACCAGACUCUGAACCAGGACUCCGAAUGGGGAUGUGGACCUCAUUUAGGGUUUGGCACUGCGAGAAUAUUCGACUGUGGUAUCUUCCCGAUGGUGGAUGUUGCAGUGAUUCCGAGGGGGAUCGCAACCGGCGAAAAGUAGAAGCAUAUUCUGCUAUAUUUCACGAAGUGCCUUGUUGAGAGAAUCUUGCUGUUACAAUGUGGGGCCUCCUUCCUGAGCGCUUCGAAUUGGGAGACUCCUGUGCUGGAGUUAGACGCUCUUAGUUGCAACAACAUUUUUGCAUCUGUAGGCAGGAGUAUGGUCUGCCAUUUGGUCAUCUAUUGCUAGUGCGUUUGUAUUUCUAUAGGAAAUUUCUGGUACGACAACGGACUUAGAAGGACCAGUUUGUGUCAGAGGAACCCAAACGAAUACCACUGAUCCAGUUGAGUGAAGCUUCAAUUUGAUGUUGGAGCGUUCACUUUUAGUGGGGGCUAGGAUACGAAAUUUGUGCCCAACAUGCGGAACAAGAUGACAAUUUGGGUAUAGUCUACUGCAGAGCAUUCUUUGCAUGUCCUGCGGAACACUGACGGAUUUCAACGUGGUUCAGAGGCUUAAUGAAGUAUAACCGACUGUCAAGUGCAUGCAGGCAAUUCAACAAAAAUGGCGCUGUCUCCAGAAGUUACUGAAACUGGAAGUGUAGAAUCCUCGAGCCCUUCAUCCAUCACUAUUGCAUCACGUGCUCACAAGGACUUUGAUCGUGUGAGUCACCCCAAAAAAUCACAAUAUGCUACAGAAUAUUUUCUACAUUCGCCCGUUGGCGAGAGAUUUUUCCAAGCUCCCAUUGACGUACCCAGAAAGACGCAUACAAAAUGGCAGACAUUAGCAUUUGCAUUCCGAACACUUGGCAUUGUUUAUGGGGAUCUGGGAACAUCGCCAUUGUAUGUUUAUCCUUCUAUCAUAUCUGCUGAAACGCCCAAUGAAGAUGACUAUCUGGGAAUUUUGAGUUGCAUUUUCUGGACCUUAACAUUGAUUGGUGUUAUUAAGUACACUUUGAUAGUUUUGUGGGCUGAUGACCAUGGAGAAGGAGGGACUUUUGCUAUGUACUCCUUAAUAUGCCAGCACACAGACGUUGGAGGGCAAACAAGAAAAAUCAGUAAGUUCUCUGCGAAUGCUGACAGCCAAUUGUCUCAUUUCCACAAUGGUUUGGAAGAUAAAGAACAUAGCAAAGUGAGAGAAUGGCUAGAGCGCAACAAGUGUGCACAAGAAGUGCUCUUGUUCGUUGUCAUGCUAGGGACAUGCAUGUUGAUUGGUGAUGGAAUACUCACUCCUGCCAUCUCGGUAUUAUCAGCUAUUGGAGGAAUUCGAGCUGAAGUGCCAAGCAUAUCUCAAAAUGUGGUAGUGUGGGUGUCGGCUGUCGUAUUGGUAGUGCUGUUCUGCUGUCAAAGUUAUGGAACCAACAAGGUUGCGUUCCUAUUUUCACCUAUUAUGGCGACAUGGUUAUUGACGACCCCUAUGGUGGGAAUGUACAACAUCAUAAUACAUUACCCAACUGUUUUCAAGGCAUUUUCCCCAGCCUUUAUCUAUAGAUUCUUUCAGAAAAACGGAAAGCAAGGUUGGCACAUGCUUGGAGGCAUCGUGCUUUGUAUUACAGGUUGUGAAGCCAUGUUUGCAGACUUGGGCCAUUUCAACAGGCUUUCCAUUCAAUUGGCUUUCUCCUUUUUAGUGUAUCCAUCCGUGCUCCUUACUUAUGCUGGGCAAACAGCAUAUCUCAUAAACCACCCCGAGAACUAUUUAGAGGGAUUCUUCAAAAUGGUACCGGAGCCUGUCUUCUGGCCCAUGUUCGUUGUAGCCACAUUGGCAGCAAUUGUAGCAAGCCAGGGGCUCAUUACAGCCACGUUCUCUGUUAUCAAGCAGUCUGUAGCUCUUGAUUAUUUCCCACCGGUGAAGAUUGUCCACACUUCGGAGUAUUCUGAAGGCCAAGUCUAUUCCCCUGAAGUCAACUAUGGGUUGAUGGUAUUAUGCCUUGCUGUGGUGUUUGGAUUCAGAAGUGCAACAACGAUCGGCAAUGCUUUCGGUGUUGCGGUGGUUUGUGUUAUGAUUAUCACAACAUGUUUAAUGGCCAUCGUCAUGCUCGUGAUUUGGAAUACCAACUGGCUCUUUGUUUCUGUUUUUUUUACCGUGUUCAUAUUUGUUGAAGGGUGUUACUUCUCUGUAGUAAUCACGAAAAUUCCUCAAGGUGGUUGGCUCCCCUUUAUUAUAUCCAUUCUGUUUACUUUAAUUAUGACGUCUUGGAAUUAUGGACGUCGAAAGAAGUUUGAGUAUGAAAUGAAAAACAAGCUCAGUAAGAAAACUUUGGGUGAGCUUUUAUCCAGAAUUGGAGACCAUCGUGUUCCUGGCGUCUGCUUCUUUUACACUGAUAUAUUUCAUGGCAUCCCUCCUAUCGUCAAACACUACGUGCAGAACGUUCGGACCCUGCAUCAGGUUAUAAUCUUCACAACAGUCCGGCAUAUUCCAAUCAAGACCGUGCUGGCCGCUGAGAGAUUUCUUGUUGGACGAAUUGGGUUCACAGGUGUUUAUCAUUGUGUUGCUCGCUAUGGUUACAUGGAUCUAUUAAGUUCUGAAACAACGUACUUCUUAGAUCAGGUGACGCAAUGCUUAACAAAGCAUAUUGGCUCUGCCUUAGAUUUCUCUGAUAACCCUGAUGAAGUCGGACAAGAAGAUGAAAGAGCUAGGGAAAUACAGAUGAUUGUAAAUGCAAAAGCAGCUGGAGCAGUCUAUGUACUUGGGCGGUCCGAGUUCAAGGUUGAUAACAACACAUCCUAUCUGGACAGAAUAGUUGCAGGGAUCUUUUACCCUUUUCUGAACAGCAUUUGCCGGUCCCCUGUAUCAUCCUUGCACAUACCGCCCGCGAACUUCCUUGAAUUAGGCAUGUACUACGACCUCCUAUGAUUUAUCCUCUCCAUUCAGCUCCCCUUCGCCAUCGAAAGGCGGCAGUAUGGGGUCACUCUUUGCCAUCGUUGCAGUAGGUAGUGCUGCAGCUUUGGCUCUAUAUAGUUCCUAUUCAUGGGGCCUCGGCACUACAUCACAAUCGAGGUCCUACUUCAAAAUCAUGUGACAAUGGCUCACGUAUUCUUCACGUUCCUAUCAUACAGCGGAUCGACAUAAAAAUGUUAAUUCUUGCAUUUCAUGCAAAUGUGUGAGGCCACCAAUUGUGAUUGAUGUUGAUGCAUAUCUUGAUUAGAUGUUAGAACUUACCUCUUCCCUUCAAAUUGAUCUGGAAUACCUAAGACCAAACAGUUUUCGAGGUCUUUCAAAUCUUCGAUCUGAAAGAUUUACGGUAUGCCAUGAAUUUUCAGAGGAUGUUGCUUUAUACUGACACAUGGCAAACACGUUAUGUUUAUUUCAAGUCCUGGCAGUCAAUUGUUCCUUAGUGGUGGUAGUUGAGUACCUAGUACUAAGCAGAAAAAUGGUCAAUAGAGACUUUGGCGGCUGCCCUCUGAGAGAGUAUAAAAGUAUAUAAUUAGACUCUUAUUUAUGAGAGAUUUAUGGUUUAUUAAACUUUUGUUCCAGAUACUCUGAGUUUAGCUUUAUACUAAGAAAUGAACUCAAAUACCCCAUAGUUUGGAUGGCACAUCCUUAAAUUUGAUUAAA
Molecule: messenger RNA, 3710 nt
Organism: Physcomitrium patens
Lineage: Eukaryota; Viridiplantae; Streptophyta; Bryopsida; Funariales; Funariaceae
Product: putative potassium transporter 17
Biological process (GO): potassium ion transmembrane transport
Cellular component (GO): membrane
Molecular function (GO): potassium ion transmembrane transporter activity
Source: RefSeq, a predicted model, not a curated record